Molecule: messenger RNA, 3302 nt
Organism: Brienomyrus brachyistius
Lineage: Eukaryota; Metazoa; Chordata; Actinopteri; Osteoglossiformes; Mormyridae
Product: ceramide synthase 2-like
Exons: 11
Coding region: 487-1641 (384 amino acids)
Biological process (GO): ceramide biosynthetic process
Cellular component (GO): membrane
Molecular function (GO): DNA binding; sphingosine N-acyltransferase activity
Source: RefSeq, a predicted model, not a curated record
ACAGUACUUUGCCACAAAUGAUCAAUAUUUGAAAUGCAGAAUAGAGUCCAGGAAGAAAGCUCCAAAUAUCGGGGGCAAACACGGCGCACCGAACGGGGGAACGGCACUACUGAAAACUGUGUAAUGAAGGCUGGUGUUUCAAAGCCUGCGUGUUAGCAAUCAGCCGAGGGAGGCGGAUUGCUGUUACUACACUCCGGAAAAAAGCAACAGCGCAGUCUCCUUUUUCAUCAAGCUGCUUGCUCUCGUAAUGCGGCGAUCGUCAUUGUUGGGCCUGGGCCUCCCCUCCUCCUCUUCGUUCCGUCUGCCCUGGCUCCCCCCCCACACACAUACACACCGUAGAUGUAGCAGUCGGGCUGACCGACGCCUUUACUCGGCGGAUAAGCGCUGCAUUCCACAUCUCGGAGUACUUUUGAGGCUGUUAGACUGGAAAUAUACACCUAAGUCGGAUUGAAACUAAAGAAGACAAUUCGAAAUACGAAGGAAAGUAUGCUGGCAUGGCUGAGUGACUGGUUCUGGCAGGAGCGGUUGUGGUUCCCUGAGGGACUUGGCUGGAAAGACCUACAGGACCAGGAUGGUCGGGUCUAUGCCAAGGCGGAGGACCUGUGGGUUGUUAUCCCGCUUGCCCUGGGCUUCCUCUUAGUGCGGCAGAUCUUCGAGAGGACGGUGGCCACUCCACUUGCAUCUCUCCUGGGAGUGAGGGACAGAAUUCGCUCCAGAGCAGCACACAACCCCACUCUGGAGACCUACUACUGCAACACAACAAAACACCCAACACAGAGUUCUGUGGAGAAUUUGAGUAAAGUGACGGGCUGCUCAGUGCGUCACAUCCAACGAUGGUUCCGACGGCGCCGAAAUCAGGACCGACCCAGUCUCCUCAAGAAGUUUCGGGAAGCAAGUUGGAGAUUUACCUUUUACCUUGUUGCUUUCAUUGCUGGCCUGGCUGCACUCAUUGAUAAACCAUGGCUGUAUGACUUUAAGGAAAUGUGGAAGGGAUUCCCCACCCUGACACUGCUUCCAUCGCAGUACUGGUACUACAUGCUGGAGUUGGCCUUCUACACCUCCCUGCUCGUUAGUGUGGCAUCGGACGUCAAGCGAAAAGAUUUCAAGGAGCAGAUUGUUCACCACGUGGCCACCAUCACGCUCAUUAGUUUCUCCUGGUGCGUCAACUACAUCCGCGCGGGGACCUUGAUCAUGCUGAUACACGAUGCAUCAGACUACCUGCUGGAGUCAGCGAAGAUGCUGAACUAUGCCGGCUGGAAGAACACCUGCAACUGCAUCUUCAUCAUCUUUGCUGCCAUCUUCAUAGUGACCCGCCUCGUUAUCUUCCCCUUCUGGAUAAUGUACUGCACCUGGGUGUACCCCGUGACGCUCUACCCCCCUUUCUUCGGGUAUUACUUCUUCAACGGGCUGCUGCUGGUCCUACAGUUUCUGCACAUCUUCUGGGCCAUCCUCAUCGUUCGAAUGGCCAUCAAAUUCAUCACCAACAAUGAAAUUGUGGAGGAUGAAAGGAGUGACAGGGAGGAAACAGACGAGUCGGGGGAUGAGGAUGAGAAGGAGGGGGAGAACUGCAAGGUGAAGAAGAAUGGGCCGGUGCUGAACGGCCAUCCAGUCCUCAACAACAAUCACCACAAGGCAGAGUGAGGCCUGUGAGGAGUGUGGACGAGACUACCGGCAAGGACAUGGGGAGGACAUCGACUGAAGGAAGGAGGCGUUUCAACAAGAAACGGAAACGGACUCACAUCACCUCACACGAGACAGCACACACAGGCCAGCACAGACCCACCCACACACACACACACGCAGCUGCAACAACAAAACCCACGAAAAACAAGGAUCCAUCAUUCAUGGUUUCCGUUAACCCAGUGCAUCACACUAAUGGAGGCCAGUCUCCUGAGGUACAGCAUAGAGGUGGAGGAGUAAUAAAAUGGGGAAGGAUGAGAUGGAGAGAGGAGCGGCUGCUACGUUCGUUUUAGCCUUAAGUGCCUUAAUACCAGGCAGAUGUCUUCUCUUCUUUAUUCUUUUCUCUCCUUUUCUAAACUCUGCCUUGUCCCCCCGCCCACUGCCCGUGUCCCAUGGAGCUGCAUCACACAGUGCUGAUUCUCACAGUUUGUCCACCUGCUUUACCAGCUCUCUGAGCCGUACACGAGGGACGUCUUGCUUAAACUCUGCACUCAUGCGUGGUACUUCAGGACCCUAAGUGUCAGCUUUCCACUUUACUCCUUCGGCAUCAGGGAAACAAGCCCCCCUGCCCUCCCCCCCAGCUAGUAUACAUAACUGGUCCAGGAAUACUACUGGCAGCACAUCUUACUCAGUGGAAGAGUACCUGUUACAUUUAAUGCAUCAGUCUACUAUCUUUUUGGGUAACAUGAUAACAAUUUUUAUACAGUUUUUCCAUUGAGAAUAAUGCAUAUUUCUGAGCAUUUCUAAUAACUAUUUCCAAUGGUGCUGUUUUUUUGUCCUUAUCUUGGGGGGGUGUAACAAAAAUCUUUUUUGGGUUAUGUGUCUCAACAUUUUUUCUGUGCUUUGGUCUUAAACACAGACCCUUCCCAAGAACCGAAAGCUCACUGUUUGAAGUCUUUAUGUUUUACAAGUAUUUCCCAUAGCAGGACUGGUUAUUCUUAUUAAAUUAAUUUGUACUGGGAACUCAAGAAAAGCCCAUGUCUGUCUCUUGGCAAAUUGUGAGAAUGAGUUCAUUUUACCUUCCUGUAGUGUUCUGAUCCACUCUUGUGGUGUGAUGUAAUCUGGUACAUUUAUAUGCAGUAUACUUGCUUGUAUUGGGGAUGUAAUGUACCACGAGGCGUAUGGCGUUACUGCAGGUCAGAACGGAAUAACACUAUCCGGAGAUGACAAUUACCUAUCAUGACAGAGCCAGACUUUUAUCUUCUGAUUAUAAAUUUGUUAAUGAUUCCAAUUUAAAAAAAAAAAAAAAAACAGGUUUACAGUUUUUAAAAUUUCUGAGAAAAAUUCAAUAGCAUUAAUACUAAUGACGAACAUGGUGAAUAACAGGGUUUUUCCCCCUUUAUCUGUUGCAUAGUUGCCUCGUGUUGACUGUCAUAGUUUGCCUGGCAUUUCACUUCUUACCUGCUUUCGUCAUCUUUAUUUCUUUCUAUCUCCUUCCUCCUGUUCCUCUACCCUGUCCUAUUCCCAUGCACUUGUCCUGCACAUCGUUUGCUAACCAUGCCCAGACCUCCAGCUUUUUAAAGCAGUUGCCAUCAAAACAUCAGUGUCCUAAUUACAUUAUUUGUUUAGUAUUUUUGUUAUUGUGCAAAAAAUAAUUAAUAAAACAUAACUGUAAAUCACAA